Cordyceps fumosorosea ARSEF 2679 is the source of this 2229-nucleotide messenger RNA. Its product is annotated as nuclear elongation and deformation protein 1. The record is from RefSeq and is a predicted model, not a curated record. NCBI's taxonomy places the organism in Eukaryota, Fungi, Ascomycota, Sordariomycetes, Hypocreales, Cordycipitaceae. The coding region runs from base 1 to 2229 and encodes 742 amino acids. Gene Ontology annotation, cellular component: nucleus. Gene Ontology annotation, molecular function: phosphatidate phosphatase activity. Gene Ontology annotation, biological process: triglyceride biosynthetic process; fatty acid catabolic process. The transcript is spliced from 2 exons.
AUGCAGUACGUGCGCAACAUCAGCGACUCAGUGUCGACGGCCUGGAAUUCAAUCAACCCUGCGACCCUCAGCGGUGCCAUCGACGUCAUCGUUGUUGAGCACCAAGAUGGCACCCUUGCCUGCUCCCCCUUCCACGUCCGCUUCGGCAAGUUUUCCCUGCUGCGGCCAUACGAGAAGAAGGUAGAGUUCAGAGUCAAUGGCUCUAAGCAGGAAUAUUCCAUGAAGCUUGGCGAAGGCGGUGAGGCCUUCUUUGUCUUCGAAACCACAGAGACUAUUCCCGAGUCCAUGCAAACUUCCCCUCUUGUCUCCCCAGCUAGUAGCCCGCCUCUCGGCCCCGACGAGUCCGUCUCUCAACUCGGUCUCCCCGAUCAAUUUGAGCUGGAUGCAGGCAGUACGGACCCCCGCCAAGCCUCCGAGGCUCACAUGGAUGAGAAUGGAUACCCCAGCCCAUCACCGUCUCCCCUCAACUUAUCGAAUCCUCGACCUGCCUCCGGCGAUUGGUCGGCUGCCCUCGCUCGUCCUCACAGCGAGGACGCCCUGCGCCAUUCGGCUCGCGCCGUUGACCGUGAUACCAGUGAAGCUGGCGAGCCAGGCUCCGAACGAUCCCAGAGCCCUGCCCCGGUCAACAUGCAAGAAGCCCUCGAACGAGCCAGGACACUGUCUCGCGGCCUCUCUGCCGUCAACAUUCCCAGUCAAGUCACCGAGACUGGCGAUCUCAUGCUUGACAUGACUGGCUUCCGAAGCAGCGAAGAAGACAUGCUCCGCGCCGAGAUCCAGGCUAGGAAGAUUCUCUCCGAAGAGUUGGACGGCAACUACGACAUCGGAGCUCUCUUUGGUUUCGAUGAAGAAGGCAAUUUGUGGAUAUACAGCAGCGAGAGUGCUAAGAAGGCUGCCAUGAACAAAACCAUUGAGUCUUCUCUACAAGCGCAUCGCCACGGUGUCGCCGCAGACGCAGUCUCAGAUCCCGGCUAUCAAAGCGAUGGAAGCGAUGUAACAAGCUCCCCUCGCACUCCGGCCCAUCGCCGCUCCGAGUCUGAUGCUGGCCCUGUCGGCCUUGCGACGCCUCCCCGCACCCCUGCCGAUGCUGGUGUUGGCAACCCGAACCGCAACUAUGCCAAGACGCUUCGCUUGACUAGCGACCAGCUCAAGAAGCUAGAGUUGAAGUCGGGUGAGAAUCCAAUGAGCUUCACCGUCAAUCGUGCCACGUGUACCGCCAACAUGUAUCUCUGGAAGUACGACACACCCGUCGUCAUCUCCGACAUUGACGGAACCAUCACUAAAUCCGAUGCACUCGGCCAUGUGUUGAACAUGAUUGGCCGCGACUGGACGCAUGCUGGCAUUGCCAAGCUUUACAGCGAUAUUGCCCUCAACGGCUACAACAUCAUGUAUCUCACAAGUCGUUCCGUCGGACAGGCCGAUACGACGAGAGCCUACCUCAAUAACAUUGUUCAAGAAGGUUGUAGGAUGCCUCACGGCCCUACGAUUCUGUCGCCAGACCGAACAAUGGCAGCUUUGCGCCGUGAAGUCUACCUUCGCAAGCCACACGUCUUCAAGAUGGCUACGCUUCGCGAUAUCGCCAACCUUUAUGGCCCUGAUCGGACACCCUUUUAUGCUGGCUUUGGUAACCGACUGACGGAUCAAAUCUCGUACCGAACUGUCGAUGUUCCACGGAAUCGCAUCUUCACCAUCAACUCCAACUCCGAAGUCUCCCUUGAUCUUCUCAGCUUGAAUAAACUCAAGAUGAGCUACGUGCAUAUCAAUGAAGUCGUCGACCAUUAUUUUCCUCCCGUUUCUACCCUCGUCAUGGGCGGUGGAGAGGAUUAUACCGACUUUAAAUACUGGAGAGACACCCCCCUUGAGCUGGAUGAAUUCUCUGCCAGCGAUAGUGAUGAUAUUGCGGGGGCGGUCGACGAGGGUAGCGAGUACACAGACGACGAGGAGAUGGAUGAGCGUCUCGGGGAAAGUUAUAUCUCACAAGCCUCUGUUGAAGAGCUCGAAAGCCGCCUGGCUGCCUCGAUGACGCAAAGCCAGAUGGAUGAGGAUAUCGACGACGAGGGUGAUGUCGACGAAGAGGAGCCUCUCGAUGAAGAAGACGAUGACGCGGAGCCCGACGACGACAUUGACGACAAAAAGAUCAUGAAGAAGAACGCAGCCGAUCUAGAAGAAGAUUACGCUGCAGAAAUCAUUACUGGGGUUGGUCAUCUUUCCAUGGACAAGAAAGAAGUAUAA